Messenger RNA from Epinephelus lanceolatus (giant grouper), 2189 nucleotides. Lineage: Eukaryota; Metazoa; Chordata; Actinopteri; Perciformes; Serranidae. The record is from RefSeq and is a predicted model, not a curated record.
UUGUCUGUUUCCUGUUUAGAAUGAGACAUUUACCUCUACAUACAGAGCAGGUCUCAUGGAUGUAUACAGAGACAAGGAUACACCGUUGGAGGCAGGACCCAGCUCAUUCCUAUAAACAUUGUCAGUAGUGCAUGAAGGCAAAAUCAUUGCCUAUAGUAUUAUGCAGCUACAGAUUACACAGACGAUCGGCACUGCUUCUGCAUCAUUGGGCCCAUAGAGCAGGUACACUAGAGGCUUUCCCCGGCUGAGCCGGCUACUUUCAGUUUAGUGCCCUGCUAACUUGUGUGGGGAUGAAAAUGAUUCAAUUGUGCAGCUCUUCUAAACUUUCCAAAUGUUAUCCGACCAAAUAGAUGGUAAAAUGAGUCAUUUCGCGGGGGUAGUGUCUGAUUUGUAAUCUAACUACUUGAAUCACUGUGCAAAUAUUAAUGUAGUUGAACCACCAGCAAGCUACUGCAAGAUGUAGUUAAACUACUAGUUUACUACAUGUAGUUCAGUACUGCCCAACACAGGAAGUCUGUAAUAAGACAAGAUAAUAUAAGAUAAGAUAAGAUAAGAUAAGAUACACCUUUAUUGUUCCCACAAUUGAGAAAUUCCAGUGUUACAGCAGUCAAGGAGAAAGAGUCAGGUUAAAAAUUUCAAAAUUUAAAAACUUAGAAACUCGACAUGCAAAAGAAAGUACAAAAAUGAGAAUGAGAAGUGGAAGAGAGCAUAUCUAGUGCAAGUGAUUGUAUGUGCAAAAAACAACAACAAGGGGGACAGUAAUGCUUAUGAUGGUGUUUAUAAAGUGUCCAUAGUGUCCCUAAAGUGUCCAUGGUGCAGUUUAUUGUGAGCAGUGCUGGUUGUGUGUAGUUGGAAUUUUAAAAUGAAUAAACUGCAAACAGCAGGUUUGUGUUUACCAAGCAGGCUGGUCUGUGACGCCUGAAGAAACCAGAAGUACUAAAGAACUCCUUUUUUUUAGUUUAGCACAACAGCAUAUUGUCAGAGUUCUAUGGCAGGGAGUGAUGUACUGGAGGCAGUGCCAUGCAUAAACAUUUUGCAAGGCAGGUGCUCAAGUGGGAAAAAAAGAGCAUCCCCUCCACAUCUUUUUUCCCUCUGAGCAAUGUGCUGGUGCAGAAAAAAAUUGUGCUAAAGCAAUGUGCACCCUGCCUGGAGGUUUUUGUCUACCAGCACCAGAGGGUUUCUUGAAGCCUAAGUACAAACAGUAUAUUUGUGCACACAGUAAUGAGCAGGAGCAAUGUUUUUCUAGCCUUCAUCCAUCCAUUUUCAUCCGCUUGGUUUAAAAAGAGGCGUGGAAGUGGGGAAGCAAUUCCGCAUAGGGCAAACAGUAUUGUUACCUGGCUGUCCAUGAAGGCAGGUCAGGGAGAUGUGAUGCUGCUCUGCACAAGCGAAGUUGAAGAGGGGCAGAGGCUCAGAUGCUGUUGUCAGACAUAUGACACACCUUUAAUUGGGAAUUGAUGCCACAGACCAAAUGUAAAAACUGAAAUAAAUAGUUAUUAAAAGAAACAGAAUAAAACAUGUCUUGCAAGAGGGGUACUUAUGUGGUCAGAGGGCAAGAGGGCAGGUGCUUGAGCACCACCUGGUAUCCAUCUGUGCACGCACCUGACUGGAAGUGUGAAAUAACAUUUGCAACUCUUCUCCUGUCUUCAGUCUCGCUUGAUGACAUCUCAGAGGUGCAAAUGGGCCGUCAUUCAGAGGGUCUGAAGAAGAACACAGAGGCGCAGGUGGAGGGCCGCUGCUUCUCCAUCAUGUUCAAGGGCCGCCGCAAGACCCUGGACCUCAUCGCCAGCUCAGAGGAGGAGGCCAAGCAGUGGGUCAACAGCCUGCAGAAGAUGGUCUCCAGAUUAAACAACCUCAACACCCAGCAGAAGACCGAGCAUUGGAUCUUCAGCUGUCUGGCGAAAGCAGACAAAAACCAGGAUGAUAAGAUGAGUAAGUCAGAGCUGAAGAACUUCCUGCGUCUGAUCAACAUCGAGGUGGAUGACGAAUACACAGAGAUGCUCUUUAAGAUGGCAGCGCAGUCUGCUGCAAACAGACCCAGAUCCAGCUUCGGUACUGCCCUCCACCUGCAGUUGGAGCUCCAGCGGGAGACAAAGAGCUCCACGCUCGACAGCAGCAGCUCCUCCUCUGGCCAGGAGCAGAGCUUUGCUCGGGCAGAAGUGUCUGUCUGCGGUGUAGUUUCCACCCUUUAG